Molecule: messenger RNA, 6881 nt
Organism: Hylaeus volcanicus
Lineage: Eukaryota; Metazoa; Arthropoda; Insecta; Hymenoptera; Colletidae
Product: ubiquitin-conjugating enzyme E2 Q2
Exons: 6
Coding region: 312-1463 (383 amino acids)
Biological process (GO): protein polyubiquitination
Cellular component (GO): nucleus
Molecular function (GO): ubiquitin conjugating enzyme activity
Source: RefSeq, a predicted model, not a curated record
AGGCUCCUUUAUAUAACUUCGGUGUACCGUUCGCUAUUUAAAAGAGUAACCAGUUUGGCUUUUAAAUGCCGUAAAAUGUUGAACCGCGCUCAGCUGUACCGGAAAGACGUCACGUAUAUUUGAACAGUCCAGUGCUGGCAUCUGUGACGGGAGCGAACGAAAUUUCACGAGUCUGACCGAAGCAGUCAGUCGCGGUCGCCAUUUUGUCGGGUAGUCAUCGGGUACGUCGUGUUUCUUUCGGGUUGCCUGUGUUUUUUGGGGCAAGCACCGCCGAAAAAUUUGGGGUACGGCACUCACGUACGCUCCCCCAAAUGGCUUGUCUGAAUACCCUUAAGCAGGAGAUCAAAACUCUUGAGUCCGUCUUCCCUAAGAGCCAUGAGAGAUUUCAGAUAAUGUCUGCGAGUGUGGACGAACUCAGCUGCAGGUUCGUCGGUAAAAAUGGGAAGAAAUACGAAAUACACGCCAAUAUCACAGAAACUUACCCCUCUACGCCACCAGUAUGGUUUGCAGAAUCAGAGGAAACUAGUGUCACAAAUGCGGUACAAAUUUUAAGUAAUACCACAGGCCGUGACAACCAUGUCAUUAACCAAGUUGGGAUUCUCUUGAAAGAAUUAUGUAGACUCCACUCAUUACCAGAACCGCCUGACGUUGAACGAUUAAGAACAGCUUUGGAUCCAUUGCGCUUAGGAGGACCAAAUGAAACCGCGGCGCAAAGGAUGGAAGCCGAUGAUGUCGAAGAUAUCGACGAAGAUGAGGAAAGUGAAACUGAGGAAGAUCUCCAUUUAGACAUGGACGAGGGAGAUGCGAACGCGAAGAGUAAGGGCGAAGAAAUGGAUCUGGAGCAUCUUGCGACGUUAGAAAGGUUGAGACAGAAUCAAAGACAAGAUUACUUAAAGGGUUCUCCCUGUGGGAGCGUGCAAGCCACGGAUAGACUCAUGAAAGAAUUGCGCGACAUUUACCGAAGCGACAGUUUCAAAAAAGGAAUGUACAGCAUAGAAUUAGUAAAUGACAGUUUGUAUGAAUGGAAUAUCAGGUUGAUGUGCGUUGAUCCCGAUUCGCCUCUACAUAGCGAUCUCAUACUUCUCAAAGAAAAGGAAGGCAAAGAUAGUAUUCUUCUCAACAUGCUUUUUAAGGAAACGUAUCCAUUUGAACCUCCAUUCGUCAGAGUUGUACAUCCCAUGAUUUCUGGCGGAUACGUCCUCAUAGGAGGCGCUAUUUGCAUGGAGCUCUUAACAAAACAAGGUUGGAGUUCAGCGUACACAGUGGAAGCGGUCAUCAUGCAGAUAUCGGCGACAUUGGUGAAGGGAAAAGCGCGCAUACAGUUUCAAGGAUCUGGCGGUGCUGGCAAAGUAUGCGGUGGUCAAGGUCAAUACAGUCUAGCACGUGCACAACAGUCAUUCAAGUCUCUUGUACAAAUACAUGAAAAAAAUGGUUGGUUUACCCCUCCAAAAGAGGAUGGCUAAUGAACAUGAAUCAGGGAAAAAGAAAAGUUUGACGCGUGCUUACAGCUGGGACUUUAAUUCGGUGUGUGCCCAACAAAUAAUUGUUACAAUAAUGAUUUAAUACACAAAACACAACAUUAACUAGGUAACUUAAGAUACUGAAUUAAUCUAAAGCAUAAUUCCUUUGAUGGCUGAGAAGGCUGCCGCGCAAACAGUGAAGUGUUUGGUUCCGUAUGCAUAGAUUUUUCAGUAAUUAGUGAUUAGAUCGCCAAUCGCAUUUGUAAAUGUGAGAUAUGAUCAUUUCAUCUGGAAUUGAUUCUUACGUUCGGAAUUACUAAGAAUCGUAAUUAUUCCAAAUAAUAUUAAUCUUAGUUUCUUUCAUUUUGCGAGUAUACAUGUUGUACGUACGUACGAAACAGUGUAAACAUUCUGUGAAAUGCGUCUGCGCAAUCCGUGCUUCCUGUCUUUUCAACAGGGCGGGCGCCGCGUUGGUUAGCAACUUAGAUAGUUAUAUUGAGAAUUUUUUUAAGUGUUUUUUUUAUCAUUGAGAUCUUUCAUUCGUUUCAUUCUAUCUUAUUAUAUUUCAAUUCUAUCAUUCACCGUGCAAUUCAUUGAUAAGUUGUUUGGGUAUAUACAUUUGUUAAAAGUAACCAGUAAACGAUUAAAUAUGUGAAUAGCGAUGUUUCUGGGGGUAAAAACGAAUUUUGUUAUAGUCUUUCGUAUUUAUCGGAUGAUUUUGUUCACCGACGAAUCUGGUUUAGCCAAGGGAACGAGCACACAACCAAACCACACUGCGCGAAGUAUCUUUACGUACGACAUACAAUUUUCAUAACCUUGUAUCUUGCAGUUUAACUCUAGAGAUUCUAGAGGGUAUGGCAUUAGUUACAAUCUUCUUAAAUUAUCCACUUGAUACAGAAACGAAGAGUAUCUUAACCAAUACUAAUUUGUUCUAUUCAGAUAAAGAGAUCGUAAAUUUCUCAUGUAAAAAAUAUUUUUUUACACUUUUUAAGCAGUCAGUCUCGCAGUGCUAGUUACUAAAAAUAAUGAUUGUAGAUACAUCUCAUAAUUUACGUUGCAUAUACCAUAUUUAUCAUUCAUAUUUAAUCUGUAACUAGUAGUAUGGUGGAACAUUUGUCGAAAAUUCUAAACAGCUUUGAAUGAUCACGUUUUACAUUUUCGAUCGUAUUUGUACGUGUAGGGAUCGCAUAGCAAUAUUAGGUAGUGUUAUAUAUAUUUCCUUAAUAUAACUGAAUAAAAUAAAUAAGGAUUGUAUAGAUGUACAUACAUACGUUCGUAUAUUGACAUCUUGAAAGUGCUCUUUGAGUCCAGUUUUUUAAAUCGCGGAAUAAACAUGAUGAAUUGAACAAAAAGAAUGUAACAUAUGGUUGUGUGACUCGUUUAGUAUGACUCAAUUUUGUUAUUAUCGUCUUACAAAGCGAUUGAUGUGCUUGAAAUUGACACGAAAGUUUGGUUCGUGUGUUGGGCGUACGCUUAAAAGAAUUUUUAGUAGUAUAUAUAUAUAUAUAUAUAAAUAUAUAUCGUGACAUGGAUUAGCAAUUCAAGAUCUAUUUACAUGGUGCAUUGAACGAGAAAUUUAACGAAUAAUGAAUGAAACUUAUUUGUGCCACGGUAGAGUUUACGCUGGCCAGUUAACGAAACGAAUAAGACAUAAUUAACCCUUUGCGCUCGAGAUAUCUCGCCACAGUUCAUACCAACAGUUUCCAAACUCGCACGAUGCUAUAGAGGAGGCUCUCAAGCGCAAACGGUUAAAGGAAACACUCGUACAUUAAUGGCUAGGAUCGCAAGACGAGUAUCGUUUUUUUUUUCUUUUAUAAAUUAAUACACGCGUAUUAUUAGACUUGUAUUUUUGAAAUUUACGAGACUAUGGCUAUCCUUGUACGUCUUUCUUCAUGGAACGUUUCUUUAUCUAGGAACGGAUCUUCUUCGUUAAUAUAUGACAUUACGAACUUCCGUUGUCUAUUUCACGAUGAUUCGAUUACUAGUUGAUAGUAUCGAUGAAAUUACAUAAUGGCCAAAGUAUUGCGUAUACGUUUUUUUCAUAAGCGAAUUUCAACUUUUUAACGAUUAUUUCUUUCGCGUAAUCGAGAGUAUUUGAUUUCACUCCCAGAACGUCUAUGCGACUUGUUUCGUACAUACAUACAUUACGUACAUAAACACAUGUAUACAUACAUGUACACACAAAGACACAACCUCGUAUAGACACACGCGUACAUCCAUGCAUAUAUACAUUCAUACACAUGCUCCGAUUCGUGUAUAUAAAUAUACAUAUUCCGUUCCUUGCGUUUCAUCUUCGUACGUUGUCCAUACGAUAACUUCAUUAACGCAUACCGCGAUGGAUACCUUCGAGUGUCGGCGCAUUCGUUCGAUCCUGAUGACUGGAAUCGCACGAGACCUUCAACAAGAGUACCGUUCAUUGUUUAUUAAACACGAAUCCGCAAUCUCUCGACGCAUCGAUACACCGAAUCGCAACGGGGAACAUUAGCAUUAUUGUAUUCUCUGAUAAGACGGCCAGCAACCGUACGAAGAUGAAGUGGUACAUAUGUUAUUGGCAAUAACGCAUGUACGAUGAUGCAUCCGUAAAUAUAAUUAUUGGACUAAUCGAGCGGAGUAGCAUGGGUUACUAGUUUUGUUCGUGGUGUAAUUAAACAAAUCGUUUGUGAAAUUCGUGCGAUCAGUAUCGUAAUGAUAUCUAGAUUUUAAGUGUAAGUGUACAAUCAACGAGCUCAUUGUCGGUGGGCAUCAAUGAUUUGUACAGCCGCGCCCUACUGACAGUGAGCGUUGGUUGUUCGACGUCGUUAACCGUUAUGUUCUUUCUCAGAAAAAGAAAAAAAAUAAGCUUUCCUUUCUCUUGUGUCUGUUAAGUUUUUUCUUCUUUCUUGUAAGAACUUGCGAAGCGUAUAUAUUGUAAGCCGCCACGUGGCCUGUAUAUUUUUGCUACAAAUAUCGUUAGUAGUACCGUUUCUAAAACGUUCAAACGUUCUUGCGUUUCUCUCUCUCUCUCUCUCUCUCUCUCUCUCUCUCUCUCUCUCUCUCUUUCUUUUCUUUUCUUUUCCUUUCGUUUUUUAAUUCGUGUUGCGUUCUAAAGAAAGCCGAAAGAAAAGUAAUACACCGAUGUAAGAGGACACAUCAUAAACGGAUUAAUGAUUUAUAUAUCGAUCAACGUACACGAAUCGAAUGCGAACGUUUCUCAGCUGUUAAACUAAACGAAGAUCUUAGUGGAUGCAAAAGUAACGAGAAUUUUCAUACGGAAAUGAAGCACCGAGUAUCGUACAAGUAUUUUUUAUCCAGUGGUACAUCAACAAUCAAUAAAAAACAUUCUGGCCAUUUGGAACUGAAGUUUAAUUUCUUUUUCUGUCGCGAGUCUGGAACUAUAUCGAGAUAAUAUCAAGCUUGAAUAAAUAUAAGAUCCCCGUUGAAUCAAGAGUUUUAUUUAACCCAUUCAGCCUUCGUUAAUUUUACGAUUCGCGUCGAUCGAGCUGCGUCCUUAUAAUCUGUCCAAGACUGAGAACUACGAGUCGUACUCGUGGCGAUGCGUUUUUGGCCUAGGUCAAUCGCUACGAGACGAACUUAUAGUUUAGGCUGAAUGGGUUACCGCCACAAAGAAAUUCUCCUCACUCUUGCAUCGACGCGUUUAUUCUACGCAAAGUAAAAAGAAGUAAUAGUCUAAGAGACAGUGAUAACUUUACUUGCGUUAUUUUCAAAUGAAGAUAACUUUCUUUUUAUGAAAGUAUAAUAACCAGGAUGAUAAAAACUGUCGUUAAAAAAAGACAAUGGAGUUACGUCUAUGUAUGUGCAUUUAUGCAAAAUGAAAUAACAUCGUUGUUAUAAUAAUUGUAGAAUAUAUUCAACGUACAUACAAAUCAGCGGUAUAGUUAUUAUACUUUCAUAAAAAAAAGGGUUGUUUUCGUUCGAAAAGGAUGUAAGUAACGAUGAUGUUAGUUUGCAAAGGGUUAAACGAAUUUUCGACUUUUCACGGUGAUUUACGGUGGACUUUCGAUACGAAGACUGAUUUAAUGCCGGAACCAUCGCGUUCCUCACUUCCACGCCGCGUUGUCAUCGACGUGCGACGCUUAUCUCACCAUCGGAUUGGUACAAACAAGUAGCGCAGAAACAAUCGGCCUGUAAGCAUUAAAGCUAUCUUUUUUAUUCACUUGACGGUGUAAACUAAAAAAAAAAAGAAGAAGAAAAAAGAUACCACUGGCGUUCCGAUCACGAUAACGAACAGCCCCCCCUCCCCCCUGUCGACAGUUUAGAGGUAUGCAGUCCCCGAAUGUAUUUGUGGCAAAAAUAGUGAGUUCGUUAGAGUGUCUGUAAUUUUUCGUUUCUAUCUGUUGCCUUCGGAGUAUCCCGACACUAGCGUAAAUUGCUUCCCAUCACGACUCACACGUAUAGUCGCACGUUUUUACGUUCGAUCGAUCGACUUCAAUCGUUAAUCGGAAAAGCAGAGACGAGCAAUUUAUUCGUACAACGGAUGACGAAUAAAAGCAACCGUACGUAGCGAUUUAUUCGUGACGUUUACACGCGUUCAUUGUGAAAUAUUUCAUUCGGUAACGGAAACACCAGUAUUUAUUCUACGUGUCACGAAUAAAAAGUUGUUGAUCUUUUAUUCGUUAUCGGAAAUUUUCGGUCAGUUAAGAAUUUUGCCCAUCUCUGCAGGGAGACAAUCUUUUGAUUUGUCAGUAGGACACGUGGUUCGCGCGGGACGCGUAAUCGAGCGAAAAAAAAGAGAACGCCUAAUUUAAGCGUGGAGAAUUCGAAGGAAACGAUAUUUGCGUAAUCGAUUACAAUAGUUCCGUCGUAACCUCUGUCCUUGGAUCGUUAUCCAUCCAGCCACCGGCUAUAAGUAUACAAAACUUUGUGUACCGUGUUAUGUAUAUGGCAUCACUUAAUUCUCGUAUUGUACUUUUUUGACGAAGGCUUCGAGCAAAAGGGCGUCGUUCGUAUCUCGAUCCGCGACAGACACUUUUUUCCCCUCCCUUUUAUUUGCGACUAGAUGCCUUCGUAGAGGAUUUUCCGAGAAGCUUCGAAUGCGAACGACGCCCUUCGAGUCUAAAUCUGUAAACUUGACUUACCUUCUCCACUGUAUCAGCCUAUGUACCCAUCCAAUUAAUUAACCAAAUCGCCAAUCAAACGAUCGACUGAUCGCUUCAUCCCGUCGUCGUCAGUCUAUUAAUCUUAAGGUCAUUCUACGUGUCUUAAAUCUGCUCCGUAUAUAUGUCGUACACACCAUUUACCGAUUUGAGUGAAAAUUUCAAUGAUUCUAGUAUAACGACAUUAUACUUUCUCUCCCCUUUCUCUCUCCCUUCUCUAUCUCUGUCUUUCUUCUCUCACGCCGCAAUUUUUGCAUUACGUUACGUUUAUUAUUAUUUAGAAGAACGCUACGAAACACAGAAAAUAAAGAUUUUAAUAAAAAACAGA